Cutaneotrichosporon oleaginosum is the source of this 1304-nucleotide messenger RNA. RefSeq lists its product as uncharacterized. The record is from RefSeq and is a predicted model, not a curated record. NCBI's taxonomy places the organism in Eukaryota, Fungi, Basidiomycota, Tremellomycetes, Trichosporonales, Trichosporonaceae.
UCUCUCGCACCAGAGGCUCCAGUGCGCCCGCGCAACCAGCAGGUGCACGGUACCGCCGUCGUCGCGCCAGAGAGCCUGGACCAAGGAGCCGAAACGCCAUGGGAGUAGUGGCACGACAUGUCGUGGAGCAUCAGCUCCUGGCUUUUGAGAGCUUCCGUUGCGUCUGUGGACUGGACGACUGUGGGGCAGGCGUUUCCAACCCGGCGCAGCUGGACGCGUCGCGCGCCGGGCUCACCGGCAUCCCGUGCUCCGUGCUCCUGCGCUCCUGCGCUCCUGCACUCGCCUCCGCAGUCGCUUCUCGCCUCCGCAGCUCUCCGUCCUCGUAAACUCAUAAGCCGCACCCUCCUGCACCAGUGUCUGUGCGCCACGCAGCCACGGUUCCGCGAAUACAGUAACAAGCAUACAUGUGCCUAUCUAUGUCAUGCGCGUCCCUCUGUCGUGUCGUCAUGCUUCUCACGCGCUGCUGCGUCGCUGCGUCAGCGCGCAGUCGCGGUCGCGUCGCGUCGCACGGUCGCAGUUCUGUCGUGCUUGUUUGGCGACUGGCGUGCGAUGCAACGUGGCGCCUGUACAGCCUGGAUGGCAUAUGGCGCUGGACAGCAGGGGUGCAGGCGUGUUCGAAACCCCAACGGGCGCACCGCCUUGGGGCGGUGCAGAGUCAGCCGUGGUCGAUAUACAUGUAUACAUAAGGCGAGGCAGUUCUCGGAUCUCCCAAUCUCACGAUCUGCACUACUGCGAGUUGCAGUGCACCGAGCAGUGCAUGUCGACGAGUGUGUGACGCGUCGGCGCGUUCCACCCACACCCACACCUAACACACACCCCGCCCACCCACACCCACACCCACACCACAACACAUCAUCACCACAACACAUCAUCACCACAUGUCUCACUUCACCCACCCCCCAACCCCGCUCCUACCCGCGGAGGUGCCGGUCAUGCUGUCUCUCGCCAGUGCCCGGCGCCUCCACGCGUCGACAUCGCGAGUCUGAAUGUGUACAACUGCAGAGUCCCAACCCUCCGGCGGAGCCCUCGGAGAUACCGGCGCCCGGGGUUCGGGAGUAUACUCUCUAAACUAGGCAUCGCACGUUGCGGCUGGUCCCGACCAGCAAUCACCCCACGGCCCGGUCUUCGGAUGACACUCACCGGAUGGCACCCGAAACGCAACAGCUGACUUGUGGCCUUGUGGAGUAACGAUAGGGUCGCAGGCUUGGCAUGCUGCGCAUUGCGGGGCGGUGCACAUUCCGCGAGUGUGGGGCAUGCGUGGGGAAUGCAGUCGUGCACUCACAGAUCACAGGUCGCACUCACGA